AUGGAGACCCAGCACGACAACUCAAUUCCCUUUCUAGACGUCCUCAUCACCAAGACACCAUCCGGAUUUCCAUCUCAUCAAGUAUACCGAAAACCCACCCACACAGACCGCUACCUCAAUUUCCGCUCACACCACCACCCAUCCGUCCACCAAUCAGUCGCCGACACUCUCGUCAGACGAGCCCACCAACUCAGCGAUAAGGCCCACUUACAACAGGAACUCAAGCACGUGACCAAUGCACUCACCACCAUCAACCAUUACCCCAGGAGAAGGAUCAACACUCAUCCGUCCAACCGCCAACCCAGCACCAACAGCGACAGCACCCAAACCAAACCUAUCGCCACCAUAGCACUUCCCUACAUUGGCAAGGCUUCACACCGAUUACAACGCAUCCUUCACUCUGCCAACAUCCUCGUCAGACACCAAUCCUCUCGAAAACUACACUCCAUCCUGCACUCUCACAAGGACAAGCACCCAUCCAACAAGCAACCAGGCGUUUACAAGAUCCCCUGCGACUGUGGCAAAGUCUACAUCGGAGAAACCGGCCGAGACUUCGACACCAGACUAAAGGAACAUAAGACCCACCACCGACGCAGCGACUGGGACCGAUCUGCCAUUGUCAAACACGCACAACAGGAAAAUCACCGCAUAGACUGGGACAAUAGCCAUCUAAUCACCAACAUCCGGCACUGGAAUACCAGAAGGGUCAGGGAAGCCAUUGAGAUACAUCAACACCACACUGUGCCUCAAGACCCUGGCCUCCACAUCAACAGCAUCUGGCACCCAAUCCUACGUCACCACCCAACUUCCAACCAAUCCACAACCAACUCCAACAAGCCACCAACCACCGUCACCUCACCAAGCCCUCCUACCAAACACAGCAGUCUGAUCGAAUCACCAACUCAACCAGCGAUUUCGCCAACACACACACCGCCGCCACCGACUUCGCCAACACACACACCGCCGCCACCGACACCUCGCUACAACCUCCGCCGACGACCCAACACCUCAUCCGCACACCAGGCCACCCACUCAAUCCCGCCGAAGCCUACCCGACGAGUCCGCCGACCAACACGCACAGAUCGCCAUAACUGA
Molecule: messenger RNA, 1095 nt
Organism: Lytechinus pictus (painted urchin)
Lineage: Eukaryota; Metazoa; Echinodermata; Echinoidea; Temnopleuroida; Toxopneustidae
Exons: 1
Coding region: 1-1095 (364 amino acids)
Source: RefSeq, a predicted model, not a curated record